AUGGCCGAGAAAAUUACUAUUGACAAAACCAAUUUCUUCAACCACCUUUCCACCCUAUACACAUCAUGGAAGGCUGAUAAACGCGCGGGAAACACCCUCUUCGGAGGUGCUGGCUCUAUCGUCAUCCUCAUGGGCAAGAGCAAAUCCGAAGAAGAUACCUUCCAAAAGAACAAUGCCCUGCAUUUCUGGCUUCUCGGGUAUGAAUUCCCUGCCACACUCCUUGUCCUGACCACAGAGGCUGUCUACGUUGUCACAACUGCAAAAAAAGCCGAGCACUUGGAGCCUCUAAAGGGCGGUAAGAUCCCAGUCGAGAUCCUAGUGACAACAAAGGAUCCACAAUCCAAGACGAAUGCCUUUCAUAAGUGCUUAGAUAUUAUCAAGGCUGGCGGGAAGAAGGUCGGUACCCUCCCGAAAGAUACAACAUCCGGUCCUUUUGCAGACGAGUGGAAACGUGCAUUUGCCGACAUCUCGAAAGACGUCGAAGAGGUGGACAUUACACCUGCACUUUCAGCUGCACUUGCCAUCAAGGAUCCCGAGGAACUGGUGUCAAUCCGAAAUGCUUCCAGGGCCUGCAGUGGACUGAUGUCCGGAUACUAUGUGGACGAAAUGUCUCGACUUCUUGAUGAGGAGAAGCAGAUGACACACAAAGCUCUCGCCGGAAAGGUUGAAGCGAAAAUUGAUGAUGCCAAGUUCUUUAACAAACUUGAACGUCUCCCGGCUGAGUUCGAUGCCAACCAGAUUGACUGGGCUUAUGGACCAGUCAUUCAGAGCGGAGGAGCGUAUGACCUUAAACUAACGGCCAUUCCCGAUGGCAAGAAUCUGCAGCCUGGCAUCAUUCUUUGCAGCUUUGGAAUUCGCUAUAAGACAUACAAUUCGCUGAUUGGGCGUACUUACUUGGUGGACCCAACUAAGUCACAAGAAGCCAAUUACGCAUUCUUGCUCAGUCUUCAUGAGACAGUCAUGAAGGAGAUUCGCGAUGGAGUUGUUGCCAAGGAGCUUUACAAUAAAGCUUUGGGUCUCGUUAAAUCAAAAAAACCGGAGCUGGAGAGCCACCUGGUGAACAGCAUUGGCGCCGGCAUCGGUAUUGAGUUACGAGAUGCUAACAUGAUCUUGAACGCAAAAAAUAACCGAGUCUUGAAGAAUGGCAUGACUCUGUCAAUCACCAUCGGGUUGACCGAUGUUAAGGAUGCCGAUGCCAAGGGCAAUGGAGUCUAUUCUAUGGUCAUCACUGACACGGUUCGCGUUGGGGACACUGGUCCGCAUAUCUUUACCAAGGAUGCCGGUAUUGAUAUGGAUUCGGUCUCCUUUUAUUUCAGCGAUGAUAAGGAGCCCGAGAAGCCUGUGAAGGAGAGAAAAGACUCCAAGUCCAGCACUGUGAACAGCAGGAAUGUGACUCGCACCAAACUUCGCGCUGAUCGACCGUCCCAAAUCAACGAUGGUGCCGAAGCUCGACGCCGGGAGCAUCAGAAGGAAUUGGCUGCCAAAAAGACCAAGGAAGGUCUGGAUCGGUUUACUGGUACCACUGGAGAUGACAACAGUGUAGCCCAGAAAAAGUUCAAGCGAUUUGAAUCUUACAAACGCGACAAUCAGUUACCUGCCAAGGUUAAGGAUCUCACCGUUUAUGUCGACCACAAAGCCUCAACUGUCAUCGUCCCUAUCAUGGGAAGACCAGUACCGUUUCAUAUCAACACUAUCAAGAAUGCUAGCAAGAGCGAUGAGGGCGAAUACGCAUAUCUACGUCUAAAUUUCUUGUCGCCUGGGCAGGGUGUUGGUAGAAAGGAUGACCAGCCAUUUGAAGACCCGAAUGCCCACUUUGUGCGCAACCUGACCUUACGGUCAAAGGACAACAGCCGACUCGCACAGGUUGCUCAGGAUAUCACGGAGCUCCGCAGAACUGCUUUGAAGCGGGAACAGGAGAAAAAGGAGAUGGAGGAUGUCGUGGAGCAAGACAAACUCACCGAGAUUCGCAACCGCCGUCCGGUCAAGCUCCCGGACGUAUACCUUCGGCCUCCUCUGGAUGGGAAGCGAGUCCCUGGCGAGGUAGAGAUUCAUCAGAACGGUCUACGUUACCACUCGCCUCUUCGUUCCGAGCAUGUAGAUGUGCUUUUUAGCAACGUCAAGCAUCUGUUCUUCCAACCCUGUGCACAUGAGCUGAUUGUCCUCAUCCAUGUUCACCUGAAAACCCCGAUCAUGAUUGGGAAGAGGAAGACUCGAGAUAUCCAGUUCUACCGCGAGGCGACUGAAAUGCAAUUUGACGAAACCGGUAACCGACGACGCAAGCAUCGAUUCGGCGACGAGGAGGAAUUCGAAGCUGAACAGGAGGAGCGCCGCCGCAGAGCUGCCCUUGACCGCGAAUUCAAAGCAUUCGCCGAAAAGAUCGCCGACGCUGGAAAGGACGAAAAUGUUGAUGUAGACAUUCCUUUCCGGGAGAUCGGGUUCACUGGCGUGCCAAACCGGUCUAAUGUCUUGAUCCAACCAACGACAGAUGCUCUCGUACAAUUAACCGAGCCCCCUUUCAUGGUGAUCACUCUGAAUGAGAUUGAGAUUGCCCACCUCGAAAGAGUGCAGUUUGGGCUCAAAAACUUCGACUUGGUGUUUGUCUUCAAGGACUUCCACCGGCCUCCGGUGCACGUCAACACGAUCCCUGUGGAGUCACUGGAGGGUGUCAAAGACUGGCUUGACUCUGUUGACAUUCCCUUUAGUGAAGGUCCCUUGAACCUCAAUUGGGGCACGAUCAUGAAAACUGUUGUCAGUGAUCCAUAUGGUUUCUUCGCUGACGGUGGCUGGUCCUUCUUAGCUGCUGAAUCCGACUCCGAGGGUGGGUCUGAUGAGGAGGAGGAGUCGGCUUUCGAAUUGUCUGACUCUGAGCUGGCCGCUGCAGACGAAAGCUCCGAGGAGGAUAGUGACUUCGAUGAUGACGCGAGCGCUGAUGCAAGCGAAGACGAAGACUUCAGCGGCGAUGAGGAGAGCGGAGAAGAUUGGGAUGAACUGGAGAAGAAGGCUAAGCGCCAUGACAAGGAGACAAAGGCGGAAGAUGAUGACCGAGGAACCAAGCGCAAGCGCUAA
Molecule: messenger RNA, 3066 nt
Organism: Penicillium chermesinum
Lineage: Eukaryota; Fungi; Ascomycota; Eurotiomycetes; Eurotiales; Aspergillaceae
Gene: spt16
Product: chromatin-remodeling protein SPT16
Exons: 7
Coding region: 1-3066 (1021 amino acids)
Biological process (GO): positive regulation of transcription elongation by RNA polymerase II; transcription elongation by RNA polymerase II
Cellular component (GO): FACT complex
Molecular function (GO): nucleosome binding
Source: RefSeq, a predicted model, not a curated record